Cimex lectularius (bed bug) is the source of this 1239-nucleotide messenger RNA. RefSeq lists its product as uncharacterized. Bases 571 to 1203 code for a protein of 210 amino acids. NCBI's taxonomy places the organism in Eukaryota, Metazoa, Arthropoda, Insecta, Hemiptera, Cimicidae. The record is from RefSeq and is a predicted model, not a curated record. The transcript has 4 exons.
AACCCCAGAGAUCUUGGAAUUUUUCAACCUAUCAAUAGACGCUUAUUUUUUUUCCAAAAAUUUAGGACGGCUCAUACAUAUAUGCACCAUACAGCCUAUUUCCAAACAAUACGGGCAUCUCUCAGAUUUUACUUGUUUUAUUUUGUACAGGUAUUAGUUACAAAGGGUUCGUUUUGCUCAUAAUGUACAAACUUUUUUAGAAAAAGCUCUGGAAAUGGAACUUUUGUGUAACCAGCAUAUCACGAUCUCUGACUCAGUUGUUUUUCAAUAUUUCCAUAGUAAUAUUUAAAGAUAAUUAAAUGAAAGGUUCUUCAUUAGAUAAAAACAAUUCUAAUGUUGAAAAGAAUGUGAAAAGAGGCAGACAUGCCCUAUUAACUAAAAAGCUAUUCCAUCAUUAUUAUUGUCCGUUUAUAUCAUUUACAUUUCUGUCUGUCACUUUUUUUCUUUUUUUUUAAUUGGAUAAUUAUACAAGUUCCAACUGAAUUAAGACCAUCUUGAUUGUCAGACUCUGAUUAACGUUACUUUCGCUGUCUGGCUAUUUUAUUUUAUUGUGUCAUUUGAAUCCGUACAAUGUACAAGCUGACAUUUCUCAAGUUAAUUGCUGUUUUACAAGUGAAAUUUGUGUUUCCUACCAUUUACCCAAACCACAACUACAACAGUUUCUCAGGCCUUAAGCGAAUGAUGAGGGCGAAUUUUGACACCAUAAAAAAUGAGCUGAUGCAGAAACGUCAGCAAGAGUUGGUACAGUUCACAAAAGAAGCGAAUGAUUUUCCGCCCGUUGAAGUUAUAAGCCAUGAAAACAUCGUUGGUACGAUACCAUCAAACUUUAUUACAAAAAUUAAUUAUACAUCCCACUUAAGGGCUCCAGUUUUAAAUAAUGACAUCGCAGAAAGUCAACUGCAUAUUGUCAGAGUUGCUCCAGAUCCUAAAAUAAAGGAUGAUAUGAAUGUGGCAAGUACUACAAAUACAAAUUUUUAUAAUAGACCAUCCGAUAAAUAUCCACCAACACAGUAUACCGCAGGCUUCUUAAAACCUGAAGUUCAGCCUGUGAAAGUUCAUGUUUUUCGAGGGCCAAAUAUAAAAUACACAACAUAUAAUAAACACAAGAAACAAGAGAAAUACUACUCACAUUGGGGCUACUUUGUAUUUCAGCCAGCUGACAACGACCAUUCUAAAAAUGGAGCGAACAAUUAUUUUUCAUAAAACUUACCAAUAUUCAAUUUGUUUUAAAAGCAUUCA